Messenger RNA from Salarias fasciatus (jewelled blenny), 5591 nucleotides. RefSeq lists its product as uncharacterized. Gene Ontology annotation, molecular function: protein binding. The record is from RefSeq and is a predicted model, not a curated record. The coding region runs from base 241 to 2913 and encodes 890 amino acids. The transcript is spliced from 6 exons. NCBI's taxonomy places the organism in Eukaryota, Metazoa, Chordata, Actinopteri, Blenniiformes, Blenniidae.
CAAGAACAUUAGGUUAAAUAAGUUGACAGUAACAUCCCCUGUUGUAGAUAUAUCCUUCACAGGCUUUAGAAAACAGCAUUGACCUUUGGGCUGUAAAUUGUGAUCAGAGAAAUUAUCCAUCAGAAGUGCUCGCCUCCGAAAACCAGCAGAUCAUCAUCGAACAGCUUGUCCAAGCAUCAGACGGUAUCUUUGGAUCUCCUGGACACUCCACAUCUCGAAGGUGGUUGAUAGGUGCAGAAAAUGGCGAAACGACUCCUGCAGAUCCUUGCCUUGUGGACUUUUGUGAUCGGCAUUGUGCAGUGCUGUCCAGAGCUGUGCCGCUGCUACGAUAGAAAUGGCAAGCACUUGGCAGCCUGUUCUUUCAACGGCCCACUCAAAGACCUGCAGGAGGUACCUGUUGGUCUCCCCUCCAAUGUCUCCUCUGUGUUCCUUUCGUCUAACAAGAUCAAAUUUCUGAAAAGUAAAAGCUUCAUCAACAUCACGCAGGUCACUGCUCUCUAUCUGGCUCACAACAGGAUCGUCACGAUAGAAAGAGGCACGCUGGCACACCUGACUCAGCUUGUCACCCUGGACAUUAGUUACAAUAAAAUUGUAAACUUUCCAUGGGAGGAUCUGGUCAACCUCACAGCUCUUCAUAGAUUAAGAAUGAACAACAAUGAGAUGGUGAACCUUCCAAUGGAUGCCUUUUCCACACUCGAAGACCUGGAGUUCCUGAGCAUCAACAACAACAAAUUCACCACCAUUGUGCAGGGUACCUUCAGUGCUCUCUCCUCUUUGUCCCAUCUUCAGAUUUUUAACAACCCUUUUGCCUGCUCCUGCAGUCUGGAGUGGCUCAGGGAUUGGGUUGCUACAACAAAUGUUUCCGUCCCUGAGUUGACCUCAAUUGUGUGUGACACUCCUGAAAACCUCAAAGGUAUGAUGGUCACAAAUGUUCCGAAACUGGACUGCGAGGCUCCUGCUGUCACUGUAACAUCUCAGCCAAACAUUGAGGAAUCCGAUCUCUAUGAAGGUGUCAUGGUCAUCUUAAACUGUGUGACAAAGGGAAGCCCCACGCCACAGGUCAGCUGGGAGGUGACUGUUGGAAAUCAAAAUUAUAUGUUUCCUUUGCCCUCCACUGGAGAAAUGAAUGAUAAGCCCAUUAAUGAUAAGACAACCAGGAACAGAUUCCUUGUUUUCAGAAACGGCUCUCUCAUUAUUCCUCGUUUGAGUGAAAAGGAGAAUGGUAAUUACAGCUGCACUGCAGUCAAUGACUUAGGCAAGGCAGAGGGAGGCGUUAAAGUGGUCCUGACUGUUUCACCAGAAACCUCAUCCUCAACACCUGGCUUCAGUCCACCUGCAGAAUCCAUCACUUUGGCUUUAUUGACAAUUUUAUUUUUUUCUGGAAUCAUCCAUCUCUCUUUGGGAGAUAUGGAGUCCACCUGGAUCAAGAAGUCAAAAAUUCAAAAACCACAGUUCUCUGAAGCAAUGUUCACAAAAGUCACUGAGGAACUGCAGCACAAGAAGAAAGUCUACAAAAACAGAGAAGCUACAGGAAGAGACAGAAUGCUGAAGGUUGCACCGGGUUACGACAACACUCAGGCACAGUCUAACAACCUGCGCAGCUUGCAACCCCGACUCCCUUCUGUUUCCCAGGCCUGGCUGCCCACCCAUCCCUGCUCUGACCACUACGUCAGCUCCGAUCCUGAAACCCGUGCUCUCGGAAAGCAGCCUUGUUUCUGCAGCCUGGUGCAGAAAAUGGCGAAACGACUCCUGAAGAUCCUUGCCUUGUGGACUUUUGUCAUCGGCAUUGUGCAGUGCUGUCCAGAGCUGUGCCACUGCCAAAACAAAUUUGCCCGUCAAUUUGCAGACUGUGCUUACAAAGACCUGCUGGUGGUACCUGUUGGUCUCCCCUCCAAUGUCACCACUGUGAGCCUUUCGGCCAACAAGAUCAACUUUCUGAAAAGCGAAAGCUUCAUCAACAUCACGCAGGUCACCUCUCUCUGGCUGGCUCACAAUGAGAUCAUCACGAUAGAAACAGACACGCUGGCGCCCCUGAAUCAGCUUCGCAACCUGGACAUCAGUUACAAUAAGAUUGUGAACUUUCCAUGGGAGGAUCUGGCCAACCUCACAGCUCUUCAGCUUCUGAAAAUGAACAACAAUGAGAUGGUGAACCUUCCAAUGGAUGCCUUUUCCACGCUCAAAGACCUGCGGUCCCUGCGCAUCAACAACAACAAAUUCACCACCAUUGUGCAGGGUACCUUCAGUGCUCUCUCCUCUUUGUCCCAUCUUAAGAUUUUUGACAACCCUUUUGCCUGCUCCUGCAGUCUGGAGUGGCUCAGGGAUUGGAUUGCUGCAACAAAUGUUUCCGUCCCUGAGUUGACCUCAAUUGUGUGUGACACCCCUGAAAACCUGAACGGUACGAUGGUCACAAAUGUUCCUAAACUGGACUGCGAGGCUCCUGCUGUCACUGUAACAUCUCAGCCAAACAUUGAUGAAUCAGAUCUCUAUGAAGGUGUCAUGGUCAUCUUAAACUGUGUGACAAAGGGAAGCCCCAUGCCACAGGUCAGCUGGGAGGUGACUGUUGGAAAUCAAAAUUAUAUGUUUCCUUUGCCCUCCACUGGAGAAAUGAAUGAUAAGCCCAUUAAUGAUAAGACAACCAGCGACAGAUUCCUUGUUUUCAGAAACGGCUCUCUCAUUAUUCGUCGUUUGAGUGAAAAGGAGAAUGGUAAUUACAGCUGCACUGCAGUCAAUGACUUAGGAAAGGCAGAGAGCGGCGUUAAAGUGGUCCUGACUGUUUCACCAGAAACCUCAUCCUCAACACCUGGCUUCAGUCCACCUGCAGAAUCCAUCACUUUGUCUUUAUUGACUAUUUUCAUUUCUUCUGGAAUCAUCCAUCUCUCUUUGGGAGAUAUGGAGUCCACCUGGAUCAGCUAGGCAGCCGAGCCCUAGCAGCUGACAUUCAACAUGUUGUCUGGACUUCUCCUCGUGCAUGACUGUUGAUGUGUUGCGCUCCCCCUCCACACUGUAAGCUCCAACAGUUCUACUCAGUCAUAAUUAGUUAGGGUGAAACAGUCAAAAGUUUAGAUUUUUGCCAUUUUACUGGAAACUGGUUAGGAAACUGAGGUAUCACACUGCAAAAACUUCAAACCUGAGCAAGUUUUUUAAACUUGUUUUGAGUGAAAAUGUCUCGUUUUACUUGAUUGAAGAUAAAUUGACUUAAAUAUUAUAUUUGAUCAAAAUAAAAAAAAGACUUGAUUUAAGAGAAAAUUCUCUAAAAUCAAGAAAAAUUUGACUUGUUCUAUGGGCAGAUUGUUUUUCUAAUUUCAAAGUAAAAGUAUCUUAAUUGAAGAAAACAUUAAGCCUUUCUAUCUUGAUGAAAUAUAAUAUUUAAUGAGGGUUGAACAGUCAAAAGUUUAGAUUUUUGAUAUUUUACUGGAAACUGGCUAGGAAACUGAGGUGUCAGUCAGAAACCAAUAUUUUACAGGAUCCAGACAGUUUGAAGGGAGGAUCGAGGGGUGCUGACCCCUCGUUACGGAAGGACAUUACAUUCACGGACAUUUAGUGCUAUCUGGUGGGUACACCGGGACAGGUCAGAUAAGAUAAGAUAAGACUCCAUUGAUCCCACGAUGGGGAAAUUUCACUGUUACAGCAGCCCAAAGAAGAAGUACCACAGUAACAAAUAAAUAUAAAUAAACAGAAAGACAACAACACAAAGUGCAAAAAAGUUUGCCGGCAAGCAUUUCACACAUUUUGCAGGCAACACCGUGCACAUCCUUAGCACCACAAACAGGAGGAUGGGGCAUGCUCCACUGCCCAUAAAUAGGUGGAUGAGUUUGCAGACCGGAGGAGGCAAAAGCACAUCAAAAACACCACACAAGGGAAUUUAUAGAGCGGCAUUGUAGAGUCUGAAAGACGGUGGAAUAAACGACCUGCGGAAACGCUCCUUCUUACACCGAGGGUGCACCACUCUGUUGCUGCUACUCUCGAUAGUUUGAAGGAUUUUCAAAAUCCUGACGUUUUUAUAGAACAACCUCCGGUGUUGUGCACAUUCCUGCCUUCAGGUUUUUAGCAACAAACGUAAACUACAUGAGACAAUGCUUUCUGUCAGUUUUAUCAGUAACUACAAAAACCCAAAGUACGUUGUGAAAGCUCAGAUUUCUUCGCGUUAGAAUUAGUUUAAUCUGAAACAGAGCUGCUGCUGUUGUCAAUCAGUGUGUGUUUACACAGGCAACCAUUGGAAACUGCUGCAGAACGGCAUUAUUCUUUCACAACAAUAAAUGUUGGACCAUUUAAUUCAAGCAUAUCCAGAAAUUAAGAGAGAUGCGCCUAUCUCUUUCUUUUGGACUAAGUUAUGCUCUUCCUCCUGUGAAAACAGGGAUAGCUGCCUGAAAUCCCAGUGCAGCCAUGAGAACGCCAUCACGGCAAAAUAUGGUGAAAUUUCAAGAACAAUCCAGCAUCAGCAAGAUGAUCCUGGGUUCAAAUCAAGCCCGGGGCCUUUCUGUGUGGAGUUGGCAUGUUUUUCCUGUGUUUGCGUGGAUUCCCUCCUGGUACUCCAACCUUCUCCCCCGGUACAAAAACAUGCAUGUGAAGUAAAUUACCUCUAGGUGUGUGUGAUUGUCUGUCCCUAUGUGAUGCACUGGAGUCCGGUCCAGGCUGGACCCUGCCGUUGCCCACAAGCAGCCGGGACUGACUCUGGUGACCCUUAAUAAGUGAUUAAAAAAACCGAAUCAAUUUCAAUGUACACAAUGUGUUGUUACUAGGAAUGACUAUGAAGGUUGGAAAUAUCGGCAUUAAGGUUGACAGAAGUGUCUGUAGAAAAACGGACAGUGUCCUGGUAGAAAAUCACCAGAAUAUUUUCAAUUAUUUUACAGAUGUUUUUGUUACAGUGUCGAUAAUUUUGAGUGCAGUUUUCACAGACGAAAAGCUGUGUAAUAUUACUUUUUUUUGAAGAUGAUAUUCAGAUAAUUCAGUGUAAAUGUAAAUAUAAUUUGUAUUUUAUGGGAACUUAAACGUUUCCACAACAUCACUUAAAAAUACUUGUGUAAUCUGUUAUACAAACAAAUUUGAGUGCAGUGAGCUUGUCGGGGUUCACAGAGCAGAGCUUCUUGCUCUUCGCCUUCCUCCUUCAGCUUCAUCUGCUCGGUCUUCUCAAAGCACACUGUAAAAACAAAAAUUCAUCAAAAAUCUGAAACUUCAAGAUAACAUGAUGUGACACAUUAAGCUUUCUUGAUGUUUGCUUCUCAUUGACAUAGUUGAGGUUUACAAGUUCUGACAGGAGUUUUGUCAACUUGAGUCUUUUUGUUCACUUCAUUCAGAUAAUCUUGCAAGGCUGAACCAGAAAGAGUUCUGGUUCCAGUGUCAUGUGUUUCUGCAUUCACCAAAUGGAGAAAUUCUUUUAGAAUAAAUGUCUAAACCUUUUUACCUUCAGUGCUGUGCAUUUCCCAAUUGACUGAACACAGAUAUUCUUGAUGAAUAAUCAUACAAUUUUUACUCCUGUGAUGUGAAAAUUUACCUCAAUGAAUAAAAAUGUAUAUUGCUGUAAUUAUCUGAACAAUGCUCAAGAAAUAUAUAUUGAAUAAAACAAAACACAAGUGAAUGUGAUCUGAAACAAA